AUGUCUACUCCGGGCACCGGAUGGGGUUCGGGACCCAAUCAGUACCACGAGAGCGCUCAAGAGAUUGAGCGCAUCCAACGGCGGGCGCAGAUCCGCCGCAACCUCAAGAGCGAGUUCAACCGUAUCUAUUAUAACCCAUACAAAGCGGCCGCACACGUCGAGAUGGUGGGACACACACCCCCGACACCCCUCCCUCACCCCACAACCACCCCAUCCCUCUCGUAUCUCCAGUACACCACCCGUUUCAGUGAUUAUCACACGAUUAAGAGUCUUUUAGAUCCAGCGGUGCAACGGUUUAUGGCGAUGAGAGCGACGUAUUGGCAGUACUGGAAGCCCUCGUGGCGUAGUUUUGCCAACUUCUUCGUGGCCUCGUUUCUGCCCAUCUGGGGCUGGGGUUACUUCAUUAACUACAAACGGAGGGAGUUCGACGCCAAGUGCCGCACCGGAGAGAUACGAGUCCAUCAGAGACAGGUUCGGGCCGUAUGAGUGCCGCCCCCACCGCCCGUUGCUGUCACUCAUUGGCAAUGGUUUUUGUGUUGCGGUGGUGUUAGAGACAUGUCUUAUAUAUUAGCAAUUUAUCAAUUAAAUAGAUAGCGAUUUAAUUUUGUUUGUAAUUAGUUUUAAUUAAAAUUUAAAAUAAACAUUUAUUGUGAAUUAAACCGAAA
Medioppia subpectinata is the source of this 665-nucleotide messenger RNA. Lineage: Eukaryota; Metazoa; Arthropoda; Arachnida; Sarcoptiformes; Oppiidae. The record is from the annotation of a GenBank genome assembly.